This is a messenger RNA of Fusarium venenatum, 903 nucleotides long. RefSeq lists its product as uncharacterized. Gene Ontology annotation, molecular function: protoporphyrin ferrochelatase activity; precorrin-2 dehydrogenase activity. Gene Ontology annotation, biological process: siroheme biosynthetic process. The record is from RefSeq and is a predicted model, not a curated record. Lineage: Eukaryota; Fungi; Ascomycota; Sordariomycetes; Hypocreales; Nectriaceae.
AUGACCCCCAUUCAGAAGCCGACAUCAGCCCAGCCGGCGCUGGAAUCCCCGGCAUCUCCUCCCGCGUCUUCUACUCCGUCUUCUGACUCUUCUACUUCUGCUUCUGCUUCCACCCCAGCCACAGCAGCAAUGGCAAAGACAUUUCCUCCUGUGCAGCCUGGAGGCAGUUUAAUUCUGGCAUGGCAAAUCAAGCACAAGAAGGUGCUUGUUGUCGGCGGUGGUGAGGUCGCCGCUGGUCGGAUCCUCAACUGCCUCAAUGCCGAUGCCAACGUCACUGUCGUGUGCCCCAAGUCUGGCCUCAACCCUGAAGUCGCUUUCCGAGUUAGUGAAGGUCAAGUCGCGCAUAUCGACCGAGUAUUCGAACCCGAAGACCUGGAUGGCGCCAGCAUGGUCCUGGUCGCCAUCGACGACCCUGCCGCCUCGACCGUCAUCUGGAAGCUUUGCAAGGAGCGAAAGGUCCCUGCCAAUAUCGCCGACGUGCCCCCAGAAUGCGAUUUCUAUUUUGGUAGCAUCCAUCGCGAUGGUCCGCUCCAGAUUAUGGUCAGCACCAAUGGCAAGGGGCCAAGGUUGGCGGCUGCUAUUCGGCAGUUUAUUGCCAAGCAACUGCCGAAGAAUGCCGGUAACGCUAUCGAGACGAUUGGUGAGCUUCGGCUUAGAUUAAGGAAGAUGGCUCCCAAGCCUGAGGAUGGACCCAAGCGCAUGCUCUGGAUGUCAAAGGUCAGCGAUACCUACAAAUGGGAUGAAAUGUGUGGCCUUACAGACGAAGACAUGGACAACCUCCUCCUUUUCUAUCCUCCUAACAAGGUCCCAUCUAUGGAUGUUCUGCAAGCCCUCCGUGGAGGCAACGAUGUUAAGAAACUUGACGUCUUUGACGGUUCCUUCGGCUUCAGUGUUGGCGCAUAA